Molecule: messenger RNA, 289 nt
Organism: Acanthocheilonema viteae
Lineage: Eukaryota; Metazoa; Nematoda; Chromadorea; Rhabditida; Onchocercidae
Source: the annotation of a GenBank genome assembly
AACUGAUAUGAAAGCUCCGGUUGAGUUAAUGGAUCAGUUAAGUGGAACGGAAGAUUUGAAAGAAAUUGAGACAAAAGCAUUUGAAGAUAUUAUACCGGUUAAAGAAGUUUUCGAAGAGUAUGGUGCAGUAAUCUCCAAAGAACCAAGUACAGAGGAGGAACAUGUAACUGAUAUGAAAGCUCCGGUUGAGUUAAUGGAUCAGUUAAGUAGAACAGAAGAUUUGAAAGAAAUUGAGAUAAAACCAUUUGAAGAUAUUAUACCGGUUAAGUUAAAGAAUAUUGAAUUAUAA